This is a messenger RNA of Saxophila tyrrhenica, 810 nucleotides long. RefSeq lists its product as uncharacterized. The record is from RefSeq and is a predicted model, not a curated record. Gene Ontology annotation, cellular component: Golgi apparatus; cortical endoplasmic reticulum. The transcript is spliced from 3 exons. Lineage: Eukaryota; Fungi; Ascomycota; Dothideomycetes; Mycosphaerellales; Extremaceae. Gene Ontology annotation, biological process: regulation of plasma membrane sterol distribution; sphingolipid metabolic process; sterol metabolic process. The coding region runs from base 1 to 810 and encodes 269 amino acids.
AUGUCCGCGCUGCAAGAGCUUCGCAGACAAGUUUACCGGCAUCUCCUCUUCAACCUACUCGGACGUGAGGAUGGCAAAUUCAAUGUACUUCUUGAAUACAGCAAAGGCCUUGAAGAUCUGCUAAACACCUCCCAGCCCUCCGUCAUCCGCCUCGGCAUCCUCCUCCUCCUCUUCGACGUCUACCUAACCUGGGCCCGCAUCGAAAAAGCCACCCCUUCCUCCCCAUCCCUCCCCCUCUCCCCACCACCGCCCUUCCCACCCAGUCCGGCCAACCACACCAACACCACCCUCACCACUCAAACCACCACCUCCGACGGCCCCAACUUCCUCGCCACCCAACCAAUCCUCCUCCAAUACAUCUUCUUCCUCGCCCUCUGCGCCAUCGAAACCAUCUCCUUCCACCUCCCCAUCCAAUUCCUGCUCUCGAUCCGCCUGCCCCGGCCAUUUUCAGCGGUAGUACCGCAUUAUCCGCACCGAGCGCUGAUCAGCACGGCGUUGCUGGUGAGCAGUUUUACCAAGCUGUUCCCGCUGCUACUGUUGAUUUGGAAGUAUGAUCUGCCGAGCAGUGCGUCGGCGGUGAGCUGGGCGGUGAUUAUUAACAAUGUCGCGGCGUUGGCGAUUUUGUUGGAUUGUGGGUAUGUGAGGGCGGGCGUGUUGGCGGCGGUGGGGGCGGUGUGUCGGGCUGGGGUUGGGUGGUGCAUUCUACGUACCGUCGGUGUGGGUGGGGGAGUAGCUGCGGCUGGCGUGGUGGAAACGGAGGACUUGAUCGAAGUGUGGCACAGACUGGCAGAAAGCGCAGGCUUUGGGUGA